Xyrichtys novacula (pearly razorfish) is the source of this 9766-nucleotide messenger RNA. The record is from the annotation of a GenBank genome assembly. NCBI's taxonomy places the organism in Eukaryota, Metazoa, Chordata, Actinopteri, Labriformes, Labridae.
UCAUGUUUGAGCAACAUUUAUUAUAUGUGUGUUUAGAUUUUACUUUGUCCCAUGUCCCAUCUGUUAAUAUGGAGGCGGGGUCGAUGACCUCCACUGCAGACAGUGAAAAGAUGGAGCUCUAAAAAAGUUGGUUUGACUUUUGGGCUGUGCCUGUUUUUAUACGGUAUCUGAGUGAUGCCACAGCAGUAAUAGAGGCUGUUUGAUCGAUAAGAGAGCCAACCACACAUUUAUUCUGAUCAUACUGUUUUGUCAUAUAUUUGACCAUCAUGUUACAGGUUUGGUCUGAUAUCUCUUUGAAAUAAGAAAGAGUCAGCUUCAGUUUCUGACAAAAAAACAGUUUCAAACAUGAAUUUUAUCAAACACUAAACAGUCACUACACAAUUAUUCUCAAAUGCGCCACACUUCAAACUCGUCAUACUACACUUACAGCAAAGCUCCUACACACAGGUGGAUCUUUAUGAUAAUAACAGGUAAUAUUAUCUUCUGAAAUCACAGUCAGUGGAUUAUUUGAAUAUUUUAGAAAAGCCCUUGAAAAUGCAAAAACACUCAAAUACUGACGGAUUCUCCAGCUGCUCUGACUGUCUGAGAUUUCACAGAAAGAAACACAAACUGUGCAGACAAAUCUACAGCAGUGAACACAAACUCAAACACAAGUACUUGUUUGCCCAUUUUACAUACUUUUAUAUCUUAAAAAAAAAAAAAGAUAUAUAACAACUACUUACAAUUUUUGGAUAUCAAUACUGUCUUAAAUCAGUUCACACAAAAAAAGGUUCAACCAUCUGUUUUACUUUCUCAGACUUACAAACUGAAUUUGGUCACUCAAAUCCAGAAUUGUACAUUUAACUCAGUGUGUUACAUAUAGUCUUUUUAUUUAUUUUUUUAUUUUUAUUUUAAGAAGUUAAUUUAAAAAUCCACAAUAAUCUAUACCUAUAUUUGAUCUGGUUAAGAAUCUUAUUUCUAUGGACAAUAACCCUUUCAAAUCAAAUUGAAUUUUAUGCACUAGCUGAGAAUUAAAACUUUUGUUAACUGAGAGAGACAGUUAUAAAUUGGUAAGUUUGUCACAUCUGUUUUGAAUGGAGAAUAAAAUGAAGAGGACUCUUUCUCUAUAUAUAUAUCCAUCUCAAUCUGUAAGUGGAUUGACUUAGUUUCUGUUAGGAUAAGACAGUGAAGCUCUGUGCAGCAGAGAGUGGAGAUGCUGACAGCUGUAACCUCAGUCACCAUAAACAGAAAAACUGGAGCAAACUGCACAGAGAUGGCCUAUGAUGUUGCUCAUUUUAACUUUAUUAUCCCCUGAUUGUACAGGAAGUAUUUAUGGUGAUCAUCAUGAACACAUUGGUAAGUUGUUUUCAAUGUUUUCAUAUUCCAUGUUAAAAAUAUGAAACUGAAAAUUGAAAGCCAGGGGCCUCAUGUAUCAAUAUUUGCGUGGAUUUUAUACUAAAACUGUAUCAAUCUGUGUGAGCACCGGAAUCCAUGCACGUUUUCUUGACACACCCCAAUCAGUGUGGAAUUGAGUGCAGAUGUGACGAGGCAAAUGUCAGAUUUCCAUUAAACAGUGGUGUGGUGGAAUGAGCUGCUGUAAAUCCCGUAGCUUGGUAAACACAGGUGUGUCUGUAUGGAUGAGAGGGGCUGUUUUGGUCAGACAGGUGUGUUAAUGAGGAAGACUCUGGUGAUGAAGUUACACUUCUAUUGUACCCAUGUGUACAUUUGAUCGCUGCUGCGUGCGUGCGUGCGUGCGUGCGUGCGUGCGUGCGUGCGUGCGUGCGUGUGAAAGGAUCCUCAGUGUGUUACUAGAGGUUUUCGCCUCUCUCCCGACAGUGACUGAUGUUUAUGACAGUGUGAAAAUGUGGGCCUGUCAGAAAAGAAUAAGCUCAUUGUUGAUUUGAGGUUGUUUAUUAAAUAUUAUGCCAAGAAUUAAGGAUCUUCAAGGCAAACCAGGCUCAGGUCUCAUUAACAUCACCCCUGGGUGCCAGGAGAGUGGGGGGACAUCUACAACCACCUUUUUUUGGGGGGGGCAGCUUACAAAUGGUUUAAUAGAGGCCUGGAUUAAUAGAAAUUGAUGUGUCAGCCUUGCCGCCAAUGUGCAGCACCCCUGCCGAACUCUGCAGCAGCCCGUCCGACGGUGAUUGUGUUUGCAUUGAUGGUUUUUUGUGCUAGGUGUUCACGGUUGUCAAAGACUGACAGUCACCAAACAGCGCCACACAGCAUCACCAAAAGACCAGACUGCAGUUAACGCAAGAAUCAGCUUUCCACCUGUGUAGUUGGCGUGAGACGGCACAAGAAUAGAUGAACUUAUCACAGUGAUACAUCUGAAUGUGAGUGCCAAUCAUGGCGUACGCAAGUUUUUCUUGUGCAAACAGUGUUGAUACACAAGGCCCCAGAUGUGUUCGGGCUGCCAGAUCAGCUCAGGGCCGGGUGCCUAUUGAAGACAUCACACUACGGCAAGUCCACUCGAACAAACCACAUUGCACUCCAUUUAAUAAGUCAGAUGUGCUCGGUUAAAAGCCCCCUGCAGUUUUCUUUUUUUCCAUUUUUUCAUUCAAUUGACCUCAAAAUUUUGUCUCCAUAUAAUACAGAGAAUUACGGCUUACUGUACUAGAGUUUUUAGAUGGCUUUAAUUGUAUAUGUUAACUUUUCUAAAGGAAAAAGAAAAGUAGAUUUACACAGCAUCUCUGUUUAUCAAUAGAUAGUUUUACUUUUAUUCCAUAUUUUCUUUGGCAACCUAAAAGAGGCGGUAGUCUGACUGUCGUUCAUCCCCUUUGACAAGUAGCGUAGAUUGCUUUGUAGCAUUCGUCCAUGUUUUCUCCAAAGAACUACAAUCUCAUGACAAGUAAUCUGGCAAAAACCACUUCUGUAAUGUCCAGACCACCCAGAGUCUCCUACGUCAUCUGAAGCAUCUUCUAGCCAAUCAUAUUCCAUUAAGUCGUCAAUAGGCGCCGCGCCCCGAGCUGAUCUAGCUACACCUGCCUUUAUUAAUUAGAACAGCUCAAUCUUGAGAUCCCGGCCAAAAGAAUGAAUACCAGCCUUUAAAUAAGGAUUUAUAGUGUAUGCUCUUGACCCAAUCAUUGAUGGCUUAAGGUUAGAAAUCUUUCUAAAUGGCGCUUGUCUGGACAACUGACUUGCACGUGGCAUUAAAGGUCCCAUACAGCAAAAACCAACAAAAACAUUUUUCCUUGUCAAAAAGUUGAAAAAGCCUCUGCAUUGUAUCUGGACAGUCAGAGUCAAUGUGAACACACUCACAUAUUACUCUUUGACACUCAGAAAACAGAUUUGUCUUUAGUUUCUGCCUUUGCUAUAAAGUCAAGUGUCCAUCCAUAUUCUACAUCAAGGAUGCUGACAAACCCCAUGCAAAGACCAAUACCAACACUGUGACAGCCUUGAUCUCUCCUCAUGAGUUAACAAUUUGCUUUAAAUUUCUUUGAAAGGCCCAGUAGUUUCCUAAAAAGCUUAUUUUUACAGUCUAACAGGGGUAAUAAUUCAUCUGCCAGGUGUAUUUUCAGAGGCGGAGGAAUUCACAUUUGGUUAAGUGAGUCACCCAAAGCAGUUGGACAACAAUGCUGAAAGUGGGUUUUAAAAAAAAGCCCAUGAAAUUUGUGUAACAUGAUGCAGCGUUGGCUUCCUGUAAGAGGCUUAGGUAGCAGGUGCUGAUAGCAGCGUGGGCUCAUAUCAGUCUCUCUGAUGCAGCCCAUCAAUCUGAAUGUGAUGGUGUCGCUGUGUGUUGCAUUGUGAGGAUGCAAAAAAACACACUUUGAAACCCUGUACCAGUGUUUGGACUGAGAAAAAAACUAAUUUCCAGUUUAUUUUUUCCAAAAUGAGUCUUGGUACACGAAACAGGCAUGCCAAAAAAGACUUGGGCUGGCUCUGUACACUUUAACAGAAAAACUCAGCACUGCCAGAGAAACCUCUCCAUUAUCAUCAUCCUUAUUUAGCAGCAUAAGUUAGCUGAGCUAACCUCUUAAAAACAGUUCUUUAGGUGUGUAUAUUCCACCAAAAAAACUGCAUCUGAAUGUUGUAGCAUCACUGCUGGCAUCCCUUAGGGUUGUCUUCAGGGUACCCUUCCCUUUAUGCACCGAACACUGGCAUCUUGCAAACUAAAGUGGCAGAUCCUUUUCCAGUCAUGCAAAUGACACGGUGUCAGAACAAUCCAGGGUAUUAAAUCUCUCAGCACCAGAGUCCUGACCUGAGCAGAACCAGUGUCUCAGUUUCAGGUUCAGUGUGACUAUGUCAGUCAUUAUGUCUUUGACCACUUCCAACGCACCUGUGCAAAUUACUUACUCGAAUAUCAGACAGAAAAAUCUCAAAUUCACAAAUUCAUGUUCAAGGAAUUUCCACCUCGUUCCUCAUUAUUGCACCUUGCUCCUCCUUCAGAUGCAGCUCUUCCCUACUCUAUGCCAGCUUCCUCUGCUAUGCUUUGUCUUCAUCUACCCAUGUCAAAUGAAUUUUCAGUGGUGCCUGCUCUGUUCUUGGAUAUCUUUGUUGCUACUGUUCUUCUUGCCUUGGUUUAUAUGCACUUGAAACACAUGGGUACUGUGUCCUCCCUGUCCUGGGUUUUCACAGAAGAGCUGGGAACUCGAAAAAACUGUUUUAAGUUUAUAUUUGCAUGAAUUAGUUCUCUUCAGUGUUGUUUUUGAUUGGCACUUGGGAUCUGUUGACAAUGAGAUGAGACUAUUUAUUUAAACAGACUCAUUAAGCAUAAACAAAAUGUCUUUAUCUCCUCUGAGGCUUGUUCCUGCAUAAGGGGUUAUCCAGGAUAUUUACCACCAUCACUUUCUCUACUGUGGUGUGAUCACAAUCAACAAAUUGCAUGUUAAAUCAGCAGGCAAAGCUCCAAUUUUUGGGGAUUACACUUUUAUACACAUACAGUAUAUUAUUUAGCAGCUAAACUAGCUAUUUUCACAGAGAACACAGAGGAACAGAUAUUAGGAUAUAAAAUAUCAAGUCAAAGUUGUUCAAGUCCUUCAGACUGAACAGAAGAGCAUUCAGCUGUUUGCAGUUGCUCCAGAGCUGUAGACAUCCCAAAUGACUGCCAGGAGAGGUUUCUCAUCAGCCCAAAGCCCUCACUGUAGUUCCAUGUCAGUAACUGUUGUGUUGCACCCACAGCACAACAGUUACACAACAUGUAAAUAAGUGUGUCUGUAGACAGAAUGGAGUCAGUGCAGUUUGCAUAAAUGAAGCUUUCCUUCAGGCGCUGCCUCCACCCUGUCUGCUCCUACACGUCAGUGCUGACGCUAUGUGUGACCACCUCCCUCAUUGUGACAGAGCGGAUCAGGUUCAGCUUCUGAUAGAAGCUGGCCAGGUCCAUGGGGAGCUCCAGGUCCUCCUGCUGCACAGUCCUGUAGCUUAUCCUGCGCCCACCAUUGCACAGCCGCUCAGGGUGCUGCAAGUAGAAAGGCAGCGUGCAGCGAGCGCAGGACGGGCAGAAGGCAUGUGAGCGUUGGCACCUACGAGGCGGUGGUGGUGUAGAGGAGUAGCUGGUAGGACCGUUGGCCUCAGUAAGGAAGGUGGGGGGGUAGGGCUCCGGUUCACGGAAAGGCUCCGGUUCGUGGAAAUGCUCUGAUGUUGGAGGCGAAGGGGGAGCGGGCAAAGCCAGGGGGCGUGAUGGUGACAUGCUGGAGAGCUCCGGUUCCUCCUCUUCCCCCUUCUCAGACUCCUCCCUCUUACAGCAGUAAUACUGAAACCAGCAGAGACAGGAUCAGAUUAGAGUCAUCUUCGAAUACAAAGAGGUUUGGUGACAGAUGUUUUGACCUUAUUUUUCUUUAAACUUCAGUGUGUUUGAAUGAGAUACUUUCCGUGUGUAUCAUCCAGGAGAUCCAAGUUAGCUCAGCCCCUUUGUUCAAAAACCAACAGCCGGGUGAACUCCACAUCAUCACUUACUUAAUGAACUCUGAACCAAAGCUCUGUCUUCUGUAAAGGGUGUUUUUCAGUUCAGCUGAUCACAGAUACAGCCUUUCAUGGGUCAACAGACCAAAACAAAGAUGGCUGCCUCUAUCUAGCAUAGUCAGCUAACAGCAGAGGUGACACCAUUUCACUUAAAUUCAUACAUUUUCACAUUACCUCUAUUUUAAAUGGACAGUCUGAAAACAAGCUGGUCUCCUGAAUGUUGCAGAAACAGAGGGCCUGAUCUACUAAGAUUCCAAAUAAGGAGCGCUGAACUGUGUGUAUACUAAAAAUUGCAUGUGCUAUUAGUAGGUGUGUUGCAGGUGUUUACUGUUAUUGCAUGUACAAUUGAUAACAGGUGCAAAAGUGGUGUGGACCGGCCUCUUUUGCAUGCACUACCGAGUGGCCAUAUACGAAAAGUGAAGUUUGAAGCCAUGGAGUUGCACUGAUCGUUUUGGGGAAGCUAACGACUACAUAAAAGGCAAGGGAAGUUUAUUUUUAUAGCACCAUUCAUAGACAAGGCAAUUCAAAGUGCUUUGCAGAUGCAAGAAAAUAAAUUAGAAAUGCGAAAAAAGAUUCACACAAUUUAAAAUCAAAUAGGAUUAACAGAUUAAAAAAAUGCUGUCUGAUCUGUGCUUGACCUAAUUAUUUAUGAAAACUGUCAUUUUCCAGGAAAACAAAAUAAAUCACAUGCUUUUAGACCCAGGGCUCCACAGCACUGAGCCUAAACCCAAAUUUCCACCACAUCCAGAAUGGCUAUGAAAAGGCCAUAUCCGCCGAUUCUAGCUGAACAUACACAACAACAAUAAAACUGGGAGCAGAGCAUGGGUAGAAUACAGAUCCUUACAGGCUGCAGGGAGCGGCAGAGAGACGUCCCUGUCGCUGCUCCACCACCCGGAGAUGGAGCAAAACAUCAGUGAAGGGUGGCCCCCCGGCUGACGACCCUGCAGUCUGCACAAUGGCACCAUCGGAGGUGCUUCAGGCAGAAAUGCCAAGCAGGCACGACCACCUGUGCUUACAUCAAGUUUCUCUGGUUCGCCAGUGACUACUGAGAAGAGAGCAGUUGCCGUCCAGGAAAGACUGGCGGGCUGCCAGGGAAGACUGGCUGACGGCGUUAAAGACCGCACCAGGGUGGAAGGGCUAGUUACCUGCUCCACACGUCCAGCUUGGACACCCAAACUAACAACAAGCAAAUUAAGAGGAAAAACAGCCCAUUGGUCCGCUGAGAGGCGGGACGAAAGAUGGACCAGCAAGGACGGAUAUCACGGUAACAAACCACAUGGAAAGGACAAAGGACCAAAGGAUCCUGAGACACUGCUGCUGCGGCUGGAGUAAAGUAACAACUUACCAUGGCCUGCGCAUCCACCAAGGGAAGGCAAAGUGUGUUGGCAACAGCCGGCCGCAAGCUUGCACUGCGUCAGCAGGUCAGACAAGGAGGCAUCACAGCCAGGUUGAGCACCACAGAGCUAGUGAACCCAACAUUGCAGUUGGAACGGAAGAGGAACACCAGUCUUCUGAGCAGACCCCACAGCAGCAGAACACCCCACAGCAGGAGAACAGCACAAUGAAUUUGGAGCAGCAGAGCCCCCCACAGCAGGAGAGCAACACCGCACGCACAGAGCCACAGCAGGAGAGCAACACCGCACGCACAGAGCCACAGCAGGAGAGCAACAUCGCACGCACAGAGCCCGUAAGAGUCCCCCCAGAGAGGUAUACACAGAAACCCCAAGUCAAGUGGCCAAAGUCCAGCGACAGGGAAGUAUGGAGAAACUUCAACGAGAGAACAUGCACCACCCUUCAGAACUCCCUAAAGGGCAACUCAACCUCCAAACUGAACAACCUCGGCCAUUUUAUCCACGAGGAAGGGAGAAACCGGUUAGGAGACAAGCCCGUGAAGAGGCCCAGUCCUAAACAAAGCGGAAGGCAGGAAAGGGAAAUCUUUCAGCUGGUAAAGGAGCGAUGUCUCUUGAGGAAGUCAUGGAAGAAAGCUGAGGCGGAGGAAAAAGAGGGCUUGAAGGACCUCUGGAACAAGAUCAAGGAAAGGCUUGUACACCUCAGGAGAGCUGAAAGGAUAAAGAAGCGGAGAAGCCGUAGGAAGAAGGCAAGGACAUGCUUCUUCCGGGACCCCUUCAAAUUCACCCGCAGCCUCCUAGAGGAGAAUAAGACCGGAACACUACAGGUCACAAAACAGGAGCUGGAGCAACACAUUGUAGAUCAUCUGAGUGACAACCUGUGAGCAAAGCCCUUGGGACCACCAGGCCAUGUACCUCGCCCAACUGAGCCUUCCACAGAGUUUGACACGUCCCCUCCCAAGUGGGCAGAAGUCAAACAAGUAGUAGAACGCGCAAGAUCGGCAUCAGCACCUGGGCCAAAUGGCGUGCCAUAUAAGGUAUUUAAGAACUGCCCUGGGCUCCUGAAGGCGCAAUGGAGGCUCAUGGUUGUGGCUUGGAAAACGGAGUCCAUCCCUCUGUCAUGGUGUCAAGCAGUCACCACCUUCAUCCCGAAGGAGAAAGACUCCCAAAACACCAGUCAGUUCAGAGGCAUCGCUCUGCUGAACGUGGAGAGGAAAAUCUUCUUCUCCAUCUUGGCCAGACGGAUGACAAGCUACUUCCUGGCAAAUAAGUAUAUCGACACCAGUUGCCAAAAGGCAGGAGUCCCAGGAUUCCCUGGCUGCGUUGAAUACUCAGCGGUGAUCUGGGAACAAAUCCAGACAGCCAAACAAAGCAAAGAAGACCUGCACGUAGUCUGGCUUGACCUGGCAAAUGCUUUCGGCUCAGUUCCCCACCAGCUCAUCACGUAUCCCCUUAGCUUCUUCCACGUACCACCACGCGUCUAGAAUCUAGUAGCCAAAUACUUCAACAACCAGCACGUUUGCUACACAACCCGGGAUAUCUCAACUGACUGGCACCGGCUUGAGAAGGGGAUAGCAAUGGGAUGUGCCAUCUCUCUCAUCCUCUUCACUGUGGACAACUUGGGAGGCUGUGAUCAAAAGAACCAUCAAUUGGGCCGACAUGUGGAGAACUCCCCAGGCAAGACUGAGCUUCCGGAUUACGGCCACAUAUGACACCUUACCCAGCCCCCGGAACCUCCUUACCUGGUUCGGCACAGAAGAACCCAAGCUCCCCAAACCCAAACCUAAAGCACAUCCUCUCUGGAUGCAAGAUGGCAUUGUCACAGGGAAGGUACAGGUGGCGGCAUGACAAGGUCCGGCGCAAGCUAGCAGAGAUCCUGGAAGCCCGCAGACAGCAAGUAAACCGGGAGAACCCACCUUCAUCCCCCAAGUGGAUCCAGUUUACCAGGCCAGGGACGACAGCGCAGCGUGGCACGGGGACAGAGCGGUCGCUCCUGUCACUAGGGGGCCAGUGGCAACUAGCAGCCGACCUCAGCCGUCAACUGAAGUUCCCUGUAGAGAUCACCGCGACAUCCCUAUGCCCGGACAUUGUGCUCUGGUCAGCACCUGCCAAAGUCGUCAUCAUGGUUGAACUGACAGUCCCAUGGGAGAAACACAUGGAGGCCGCGUACAAGCGUAAGAAGGACAAGUACGCAGAACUGGCAGCAACAUGCUCACAAGCUGGGUGGACACAGUUUGGCUUCCCAGUGGACGUCGGAUGUAGGGGCUUCACCAGGACAUCCACACAGCGGCUACUGAAGACGCUCGGAGUCACAGGAUCCAACAGGAAGCGAGCUCUUCGUGACCUUGUGGAGGAGGCCGAGGAAGGGAGCUUCUGGCUGUGGCUCAGAAGGAAGGACAGGGCGUGGGGAACAGAAGGCUCUUAAGAGAGGCAUAAUGGUAUGCGGUCAGGCCCACGCUUGACUCAGGGAGAUGGACGCCCCUACCAUGCAUAGUCCCCUGGGACUCGCUCCACAUACACAACAACAAUAAUAACACUGG